Phanerochaete carnosa HHB-10118-sp is the source of this 1029-nucleotide messenger RNA. RefSeq lists its product as uncharacterized. The coding region runs from base 13 to 879 and encodes 288 amino acids. The record is from RefSeq and is a predicted model, not a curated record. NCBI's taxonomy places the organism in Eukaryota, Fungi, Basidiomycota, Agaricomycetes, Polyporales, Phanerochaetaceae. The transcript has 2 exons.
ACGCAUUUCGACAUGCUCUCUGUGCCAUCGGCAAUCCACCUGCAGUCCUCUAUCGCGGCGCCAACGGCAAUGUCUAAACGCGACGACGCGAGUCUGAGCGCGGGACAAGGCCUCCAUUCGCAUACGGACCCCCUCGACGGCUCGCUUGGCCCGUUCCUGGCCACUUGCGCCCUCAUCUUCGUCGUUGUCCUCGCCGUCGCUUCCGUCUUCUGGGGCGUCCACCGCAGGACACGCCUGCGCAUCCUGCCCCAGCAGACGUCUGACGUCCCCACCGCAGAGUCGCGUCUCUCGCUGCUCUCCGUCGACCCGGGCAUGACGCUCCCACCGAACCGGCUCCGCAUCCGCUCGCCAAUCCAGCGCCUGCGUCUCCUGCGCGACUCUAGCAGCACCAUCCCGCUGUGGCACAGCCCGCCGAAGACGGCGACACCUGGAUUCGCCGUGCCCGACAUCGUGCUCUCACGUCCCUCCCCGAUGCCGCACUCGCCAGUCAGCCCUAGUCUUACUACGUUCGCUCCUCCGAGUACGAUAUCUGUCGACAGUCUGCGGGUGCCUGCGGCCAGAUGUACCGCUGCGAAGCAUUCGCCCAAGCCUACGCCUCCAGUCUCACUCGUCCCGCCGUCUGAUGCCACCAGUCAGCCUCAGCCCCAGCCACAAUUUCCUCUUCGUCCUAGGACUCAGCCACUUGCUGCGCACCAACCGCUCAAGCAGAUCAAAGCUGGCAGUCCUGCAAAGAAGGCGUCGCCUGCGAAGAGUCCCAAGAGGGUGCGGAAGGCCGGGAUCCUCGGAAAGGAGAACCAGCGUCCACAGGCGCAGACGAAGGCAAAUCACACGCGGAAGAUCUUUGGCUCAAGGGAUGAUACUUGGUCGCAGAUUCUGUAGUUUGCAUCUCGUCGGUGUCACUUGCUUCAUGGCUUCUCUUGCUCGGCUUUCUCGAAGGGAAGGCUCUUUCGUCAUUCUUGUUUCUCUGAUCGAACUUGUGCUACGAAAUGUGUCUUCAGUAUUGCAAUCCAUGUCAUGUUAUGCCAGCAC